CUAGGCGGCUUUGUUUCCCCUCCGGAAGGAAUUAAACGUUCCCCUCACCUCUGUCCGUUGCAGAUUGUUGUCCCCCGGUGUCCUUGGACAGCUGAGCCAUGGGGCUAAUUCCGGACGAGGCUCGGGUGUUGCCGCCGCCCUCUCUGGUGAACAGGGGCUCUGUGUACUUCGGCUUCCUGGGCUACCUGUCCUCCAUCCUGCACAACGCCAUCAACCACUACCCGGUGCUGCGGGCGGGUGUUCACCGCCAGCUCCUCUUCACCACCAUCGGUGUAUUUGUCGGGUAUCAUUUGACCAAAUACGAGAAUUACAAAUACGCCAAGCGGGAUCGUGAACUGUUUGACUACAUCAGACGGCAUCCAGAGAUAUUGCCACACAAAGACCCAAGACCCAUGGCAGAAGUCUACGAGAAAUUCUAUCCUGUUCGUUAAAUAAAGAUCUGCAAUAUUCCUACUCUUCACCGGAUUGUUCACACUUGUUUCCAGAACCAUGUCAUAUAUGUUCUUUAAAUCUGUAAUAAUAAAAUAAGACAUUAAACUGUU
Molecule: messenger RNA, 542 nt
Organism: Hyla sarda
Lineage: Eukaryota; Metazoa; Chordata; Amphibia; Anura; Hylidae
Gene: NDUFC2
Product: NADH:ubiquinone oxidoreductase subunit C2
Exons: 3
Coding region: 99-431 (110 amino acids)
Biological process (GO): mitochondrial electron transport, NADH to ubiquinone
Cellular component (GO): mitochondrial inner membrane
Source: RefSeq, a predicted model, not a curated record